CUUAGCUAUUACAUACCAGUUAGCUGAUUGCCAGCCAUCGCCGCACUUGGAUUUAUUCAUUAAAACAUAAUAGCUUGUACACGGUGCGUGUUGUUUAUUGUGUUAUUUAUCUGUUAAAAAAUACAGAUUUACAAUAUGAAUGCUGAGGAUGAGAUACUGAGAAUCCAGAAGAAGCUCACGAAAAUGUUAAAUCCUGAGGGGACGGGUCAAGAGCAGGCGCUGGAGCUGCUCAAAGUUCUUCAAAGACUUCCUGUUGACUUGGAACUUCUCACUAAAACCAGAAUUGGAAUGACUGUUAAUUCAUUACGAAAAUCUAGCCGAGAUGAUGAAGUAAUAGCCUUAUCAAAAACACUGAUUAAAAACUGGAAAAAAUUCUUGUCAGGUCCAAAUAAAGACGGCAAAGACUCGAGUUCAUCGAGCAACUCGAAGGAGAAGGAAGAACGAUCAGACAAAAAUAAAGACGACUAUGAUUCGAAGAAAGACAAAGAUCACACGGAUGGCAAUGACAUUAAAAGUAAGGACGAAAGAUCAUCAAGUAAGGAUUCACAUAAAAAACAGGCAUCGUUUCCUUCGACAACAACAACAGACGCUGUGAGGCUCAAGUGCCGUGAGCUUUUAGCUUCAGCUCUCAGUGUUGAUAAUUUAUCAAUGGAAGCCUGUGGAACACCUCAAGAAUUAGCUGAGGAAUUAGAAGAAGCUAUUUUUGCUGAAUUCAAAAACACCGAUAACAGAUACAAAAAUAGAGUACGUAGUCGAGUAGCCAAUUUACGUGACGCCAAGAAUCCGACACUAAAAACUAAUUUUCUUGUUGGCGCCAUAACACCCGCGCGUCUUGCCGCAAUGACUGCUGAAGAAAUGGCAAGUGAUGAAAUAAAACAGUUGAGAGAUAGAUUCAAAAAGGAAGCUAUCAAUGAUGCACAACUUGCUACUGUACAAGGUACUAAGACAGACCUGCUAAAAUGCGGUAAAUGUAAACAGCGUAAUUGUACUUACAAUCAAGUUCAAACACGAUCAGCUGAUGAACCGAUGACCACGUUCGUGCUGUGUAAUAAUUGUGGUAAUCGAUGGAAGUUCUGUUAAAAAAAAACCUUUGUAAUGAGCAAUAAUUUAUGUCAUUAUUUGUGCUGUAUUUUUUUUUUUUUUUAAUUAAUUUACAGUAGCAAGUGAAUCAGAGAAAUUGAUUAUUGAAAAGUAUGUAGUAUUUCAUUCGUCAAUGUACACUGUAAGUAAUUAUGACAACUCAUUACACGCUCAUUGAAAUUUAUAGUAAAUAAUUAAAAAAGUUAAGAUAAAACUGUGAUAUACUUCCAUCAAAUAUGAAUCUAAAAUUUGAAUAAACCACAGAAAAUAAUAUUUAAUUAUUACCAAGUACAAAAGAAAAUCAAUUUCUCUGAUUAUAAUAAAAUAAUAAUUAUUAAAAUUUAUAAAAGUAAAAUAGUCUUCGAUAUAUAACGAAAGAUUAACGGAUGAUAUUUAUUAUUAUUAUUAUAAAUAAUAAAUAUCAGCGAGGCUACUUCUGGAUUAUGUUUUUUUUUUUUUUUUUUAUUAUUAUUAUUAAGGGCAUUCUCAAACAAUAUCCCCCACUUUUUAAAAAUACUCAAUGACUCAUCUGUAUAUCAAUUAAUUAAAAAGAAAUUAAGGCAUUAAUUGAAAAAAAGACAGCCGAGUUAUGAUUUCGCCGAAAUGUAGAUUAAAAAAUAAUUACUUACAGUUGUGUUAUCAAUUAGAAGUCAAACGAAAUUUAGUUAAUAAAUUUUAGUUUAAAAAAUUUGAAAAUUCUAAUUAUAAAAUUGACGUGAAGAUUUUACUGAAAUUUAUUUUCCAAAUUUCCCGAUUGAUGUCAACUGUACGUAAUUUUUUUCCAAUCUAUAGUUCGGCGAAAUUUUUUCUUUAAUUAAUUGACCAAAUUUUGAUACACUUACGACAGCCGUCAUUAAAAAUUUUUAAAAAGUGAGGGGUACUGUCUGAGAAUUCCCUUAAGAAAGCAUUUAUUUUCUUUGAAUAAUUAUACGCCGAGUUAACUAGAACUAAUUAAGGAAAAAUUUAAGUUUAAUUGUAACGAUUAAAAACUUUCAGACAAAUUUUCAUUAUCAGUAAUUUUUCUACUAUUUUUUUGAUUAGCCUCUUAAAAAAAAACUAUGAAUAAUUUACAAUAAGUACAAUACAUUAAAUUAAGUAAAGAUACUAAAUUGUAUAUUUUUUUUUUGUUUUUUUCAUUUAUUAAUGUGAAUAAAUUGGUGUGUAAAGUAUAAAA
Microplitis mediator is the source of this 2254-nucleotide messenger RNA. RefSeq names its product transcription elongation factor S-II (gene TfIIS). Gene Ontology annotation, cellular component: nucleus. NCBI's taxonomy places the organism in Eukaryota, Metazoa, Arthropoda, Insecta, Hymenoptera, Braconidae. Bases 136 to 1080 code for a protein of 314 amino acids. The transcript is spliced from 4 exons. Gene Ontology annotation, molecular function: zinc ion binding; nucleic acid binding. Gene Ontology annotation, biological process: DNA-templated transcription; transcription elongation by RNA polymerase II. The record is from RefSeq and is a predicted model, not a curated record.